Molecule: messenger RNA, 3419 nt
Organism: Misgurnus anguillicaudatus (oriental weatherfish)
Lineage: Eukaryota; Metazoa; Chordata; Actinopteri; Cypriniformes; Cobitidae
Gene: klhl2
Product: kelch-like family member 2
Molecular function (GO): protein binding
Source: RefSeq, a predicted model, not a curated record
GCUCCGCUCGUACGUUCGUGUUUUCGCCGAAGAAGAGCGUCUGUCUUUCCUUCACUCUUGUUUUUGUAUGUGAGCUGUAGAAAAAUAACAGUCGUGUCAGCCUCUGGAUGUGUCAUUUUUUUACCCACACAUCAGACCCUACUGUUGCUUAUUAUCCGGAUACAUUGAACAUUGAACCAGAUCGUCACCAUCGGAGCUGGACCCGUACACGGGGACUCAGUCAAGCCCGGUUCAGCUCGGUUCGGUGGACGGGACACAGUGGCGAUUUGAACGACAGGGUGCGAUUAGAGAUGGAGAGACGCAGACUGAUUUGAACAUAGCCAGCGAUAUGGAGAUACAUCCACUAUGCACUAAGCUUUGCCAUCAUAAAGCUGUGGAGCUGAAGGAUGAUGUGUGUGAGAAACAGAGUGCUGUCACUAUCAAUCCACGUCACAUGAGAAAAGCCUUCAGGAUCAUGAACGAGCUCCGCAGUCAAAGUGUGUUGUGUGAUGUCACCAUCAUUGCGGAGGAUGUGGAGAUAGCUGCUCAUCGAGUCGUCUUAGCUGCUGGGAGUCCUUACUUCCAUGCCAUGUUUACAGGAGAGAUGACAGAGAGCCGUCAGAAAAAGGUUAGAAUCAAAGAGAUUGACGGCUGGACCCUGGGAAUGCUGAUCGAUUAUGUUUACACUGCUGAAAUUCAAGUCACGGAGGAGAAUGUGCAGGUUCUCCUUCCCGCCGCUGGUCUGCUCCAGCUGCAGGAGGUAAAAAAGGCCUGCUGUGAGUUUCUCGUUACUCAGCUUCACCCGACCAACUGCCUCGGUAUCCGCGCUUUCGCCGACCUGCACGCCUGCACGGAGCUUCUCAAUCUCGCCAACACGUAUGCAGAGCAACACUUUUCUGAGGUCGUGCAGAGCGAGGAGUUUCUCAAUCUGGGCAUGGACCAAGUGUGCAGCCUCAUAGCAAGUGACAAACUCACCAUUCCAUCAGAGGAAAAGGUGUUUGAAGCAGUCAUCGCAUGGGUUACACAUGAUAAAGAUGUGCGUCAGGAACAUAUGGCUCAUCUGAUGGAACAUGUCCGCUUACCCCUACUUUCCAGAGAGUACUUAGUGCAGAGAGUGGAGGAGGAAACUCUGGUGAAGAACAGCAGCACCUGUAAAGACUACCUGAUUGAAGCCAUGAAGUACCACCUUUUGCCUGCUGAGCAGCGCUCUAUGAUGAAGACCAUCCGCACCAGAGUGAGAACACCCAUCAGCUACCCAAAGGUGAUGGUUGUGGUGGGGGGGCAAGCACCCAAAGCCAUUCGCAGUGUGGAGUGCUUUGAUUUUGAAGAAGAGAGAUGGUUUCAAGUGGCAGAACUGCCCUCCAGACGAUGUCGAGCAGGUGUGGUGUACAUGGGCGGUAUCGUGUACGCUGUUGGCGGGUUUAACGGGUCAUUACGUGUGAGGACGGUGGAUGCCUAUGACCCGGUGAAAGAUGAGUGGUGCUGUGUUAGCAGCAUGCAGGACCGGAGGUCAACACUAGGGGCCGCUGUGCUCAACGGACUGCUGUACGCUGUAGGGGGCUUCGAUGGCAGCACGGGUUUAGCUACUGUAGAGGCUUAUAAUGCCAAAGCCAACGAGUGGUUCCACGUAGGUCCCAUGAGCACACGCCGCAGCAGCGUGGGAGUCGGAGUCGUUGGAGGUUUGCUGUAUGCAGUUGGAGGAUAUGAUGGGGCGACGCGUCAGUGUUUAAGUACAGUUGAGGCCUACAACCCCAACACAAAUGAAUGGACUUACACUUCAGAGAUGGGAACUCGACGUAGUGGUGCCGGUGUAGGUGUAUUGAAAGGUCUGCUGUAUGCUGUGGGUGGGCACGAUGGCCCUUUGGUUAGAAAAAGCUGUGAGGUUUAUGACCCAGCCACCAACACUUGGAAACAAGUGGCUGAUAUGAACAUGUGCCGCAGGAAUGCUGGUGUGUGUGCUGUGGGUAACCUGCUGUAUGUGAUUGGUGGGGAUGACGGCUCCUGCAACCUGGCUUCAGUGGAGUUCUACAAUCCAAAUAGUGAUAAAUGGACUUUACUGUCCACCUGUAUGAGCACAGGACGCAGCUAUGCAGGUGUGACCGUCAUUGAUAAACCUCUCUGAGCAGCUGAGGCUUUGUUGAAAACUUGACCUGAAGCUGACGUACAGCAAAGGAUUUGCUAACACUGAAGCUCUUGCAGCGGCUGAGACUUCAUCCUGGAACUGCUUCACCAUGGACAUGGCCUGAAGAAUACUGCUCUCUCUCUCUCUUUCUCUCUCUCUUUCUCUCUCUCUUUCUCUUGCACACAGACACUCACACAUACAUUUAGAUACAUAAAUACACAUUUAAACACUUUACUGUACCUCCCGUUAUGUCUCUAGCAUACAGUAUACACUACACACACACACACACACACACACACACACACACACACUAUCUCUAUUCUUUCUGUUUCUCUUGUUUGAGAGUAGUCAAAGAUGAAGAUUAAUGCACUUUGAGAAGGAGCACUAAUGAAGAAGGAUCAAAACAUAACAGUGUUGUUCAACUCAAUAUGUUGGCCAGCGCAUAUGGAAUGAAUUUCUGAGUCGAGCUAAAGCGAUGGCCGGUGAUUUUGCUGCUUGAUCAUUUGAGCUGAAUUUCAUGAUGAUCUUUGCUCAUUCAAAUAAAGUUUGAGUAAAAUUGCGUCUAGUUUAGGACCAGCACUUUGUUGCCUCUUGGAAGCUUGUUAUGAGGUCACUGGACUUCAAAGCAUCUUCAUUAUGAAGGUCGGAUGUGAAUUUAGUUUCACGUUUGGAGCUGAAACUUUGCUUGCCCGCCUAUAUGGGAGAACGGUCUCCUUUGAAUUCAAGCAAACUUUUAUGAUUGUUUGCCAAAUUACAUUUGAAGUCUUAAAGUUUGAACCGUCUGUUGGUGUUUUUUAUUUUAAUAUCCUCUGGAUUUUUUCUUGUGGUCCAGUUGUACGAGAAUUGCAAUCUUUGAAUGCCUGUUAACUUGAACGCUUUGACAUGCACGACACUGUGUGGACUAAUGCUGGUUGCUUGGGUAUUAAACCGCUUUGCAUGGUUCUCAAUACUGAUACUUGUGUGCCAUUCUUAAACUACUACUGUAUUCAGUAACCAACGUGACAUGCUUUGUGUGCUGGCGGUAUUGAACACUGAAGAAGUAUAAAGGUUCUUUCUAUAUUAAAAACGUUAUUUUCCCUCUGUUUUUGUUCCUUUUUCUUACCCUUCGUAGUUUCUUUGUUUUCUGUAUCUUUUAUCUAUUCUUCUCUCAUUGUUUAGUAUUUAACUCUCUUUAACUGCUGUCACCAAGCCUGUUAAUAAAUGUGUGUAUGUAAAUAAUAAGUGUAUUAUUAAAUGUCAGUCAAGAGAAUGUUGUGUUCUUGAAUUGUUUCAUAACUUGUUUUGUAAUAUUAAUAAUAAACAUGCUUGUAAAUACAAA